AUGAAUGGCGAUGAUGAUGAUGAUGAUGAUGAUGAUGAUGAUGAUGAUGAUGAUGAUGAUGAUGAUGAUAAUGUUCACGAUAGCACCGACAGUGGUGAGACAUUACCAAAUGCCAAUAAAAGUGACAAAAGUAGGAAUUCUCUACUCUGUUUUAAAAGAAAGAAGUCACCAUACAAGACUAAAGGUACCACGCCUAGUGACAAAAAAAUUAAGAAACCUACACGUUCAACAAAGCCUUCCAAUAAAGCUACACUUUCAAAACAUACAACGUCUAAAAAACAUCAAGCUAAAACGUCAAGAAAUUCGCCAAUAUCUUUCACAAACAUUACUGAAAUAUCUCUGUCUAAAGAAGAAGAUGAAGUAAAAAGGAAGUCAUUCAAGGAUGAAGACCAUGGUGUCACUGAAACUACAAUACAACACAGAGGCAUAGAAUCACAUGAACCUGUGAAAACUGAAGUUGAAGAGGUUGAAAAGUUAUCACUGGAAGAGUAUGUUCUACUACUUCAGGAGACUUUCGACUAUUACAACAGAAAUACAGACCAAAGACAAGAAGAGCAGCUAGAACAACCACAACCACCACCACCACAACAACAACAACAUUAA
This is a messenger RNA of Trichobilharzia szidati, 603 nucleotides long. The record is from the annotation of a GenBank genome assembly. NCBI's taxonomy places the organism in Eukaryota, Metazoa, Platyhelminthes, Trematoda, Strigeidida, Schistosomatidae.